Messenger RNA from Chelonia mydas (Green sea turtle), 3985 nucleotides. It is a transcript of the gene BTBD18, whose product is annotated as BTB domain containing 18. The record is from RefSeq and is a predicted model, not a curated record. The transcript is spliced from 4 exons. Lineage: Eukaryota; Metazoa; Chordata; Testudines; Cheloniidae. Bases 339 to 2534 code for a protein of 731 amino acids. Gene Ontology annotation, molecular function: protein binding. Gene Ontology annotation, biological process: positive regulation of transcription elongation by RNA polymerase II.
GGGGAGGAGGAGCCGCGUCCCUUCUCGAGGAAGGUUCUAUUGUAGGCGUGGCGCGCGUGCGGGCGCUAGGGUGGGGUCGUGCUGAGUGUUGCAGGAGCUGGAGUUUGCAGCCGCAGCAGCAGCAGCAGCAGCAGUAGUAAAGGGGUGCUGCAGAGAGGGGACGCACCUGUCCUGUCUCUGGCUGGCUCCCAUCCUCAGUGCUGCCACCUCCCCUGGGUGGCUCUUAAGGUUCCUAGUGUUUGGCAGCCCCCAGCUUUCCAACAUCCCUGUACACACUCCAUUAACCUAAAUAACAGGGAAUCUGGUGUCUUUGGUAACAAGAGGGAGGCUCUGCUGAUAUGUGCUCCCCUGUGGCCGGUUCUAAGAUUCUCUAUCGGAACUCCCGCCUCCUGCGCAUGGCGUUCCUGCAGCUCCAUCGCCAGCAGAGGGCAGAUGUAUUCUGUGAUGUCAUCCUGCAGGCAGAAGGAGAGGCUGUACCAGCUCACUGCUGCAUUCUCUCCGCCUGCAGCCCCUUCUUCAUGGAGUGCCUGGAGAGGCAAAUGCCCUCCAAGGAGUGCAAAGUGGUGCUGGAGCUGCGGGGUCUGAAGAUCGGGACUCUGCGGAAGCUGGUGGAUUUCCUAUACACCUCGGAGAUGGAAGUGUCCCGGGAGGAGGCCCGGGAUGUCCUGGCUGCUGCCCGGCAGUUCCAAGUAGCAGAACUGGAGUUGCUGCAGCUGGAGGGUGGGAAGCUGGUGAAACAGGUGCUGGGUCGGCGCUUGAACCGGAAGUGCUUGCAGCCGCCCUGCCUGGCUCCUAUCUCUGCUAGGGUUGUGCCGCAAGCCUGCCCUCCUGCUCCCACUAUCCCACGGACGUUCCACCCCCUGGUGGCAGGCAAGCAAUGUACAGCAAAGCCCCCAGGGGAUGGCGGGGUAUGUGCCAGCAGCACCACUAGUCAAGCGGAGAGCGCCAAGUAUUGGGCGGCUGUAGUACCUCAGAACGGGGGAGCCCAAUCGGGGAUGCAGGGUGCGGUGGCUCCCGUGCAGCCAGUGGAGACUGGGAACGUGAGAACGAAGAGCCACUCUUUGGGCUUAGACAGGAGCCUCGGUGUGGGGAGCACACUGGGCAAGGCUGAAGGGUCACAGGGUGAGAGGAGCGCUGAGCAGGCCUUUCCCAGCGAGGGCUGCACCACAGACUGCUCACCACUGCCAAGAAAGAUCAAGCUCAGCCGCCUGAAACUGCCGCCUCCCCCCAGUGCCUGUGCCACAAAGGCACCCCCCACUGUAGCAUCUGGCAAGACCCCCACAUCCAUCCGGCGCCUCUGGCGGCAGAAGACCCCAGGCUGGGAUGAAGCAGGUGGGCCAGAGCAGGCCAGCCCCUCUUGCCAUGGCGGGAGCCUCCCUGUGCCUCCAAAGACCAGCAACAGGAAGCGCAGCUCUAGUGCAUCGGCUUCUGGCUCAGACACUGCCCCAGAGGAGGGGCAUGUGGGUAGUGUGAAGCUCAGGAAGGUCGUCAAUGGGAGUUGCUGGGAGGUGGUACAAGAGACAUCAGCCAGGGAGCCCAAGGGAACCCCAGUGACGAUGGGAGAGACAGGCACCUCCCGUGUGGCUUCCCCGCCCAGCUCCAGACCACACAAGUUUACGCACUGGCCAGAGCUGCCAGGGACGUGGGCAGCCAGCUCCACUGAGCUGCUGACUGGAAGGUUGGAGGCUGUGCUGCUUCCUGAGCAGGUGACAGUAGAACAGGGACCUUCAGAUGGGAGAGAAGGCUGCAGGGACCCUUAUGAGCUGGACAUGGCGGCAUUGGAGCCCUUGAGUGAGAAUGAGGAGUUUGGGGACUCAGCGCCGCUGGAGCAGAUGCUGGACCUGCUGCUAUCAGGCAGUGGCGUGGAGGGCUUGGGCACUGCUGGGCCAGGAGGGACGGCAGGCUGUGCCCCUUCCACGGGUCCAUCACAUGGGCCAAACAUGACACCUGUGGGUGCUGCUGCAGCAGGCGAGGAGUGGCAUCCCCCAGAGAUGCAGCUGUGGCCAGAGUGGGACGACCCAGGGAAGGGGCCCCUGCCAGGGUGGGAGGUGGGGGGUGGUCACUCUGCCCUUAGCACUGCAGAUGGGGAUCCCCUGGGGCAGUCUGUGAGUGGCCAUCUUGUAUCCAGGAGGGUUCUCUCCAGCGGUCACCACGCCACCUCAUUCAGCCCAGUGCCUCUGGCUCCUGCCAGCCCCCAGACUCCUCAGCACCCUUCGCUGACAGCUGGCAGCAGGGAGGCUCAGUUGGGCCCACUGCCCCGUGUCCCUGUGGAAGAUGGCAUGGGCAAAGGGCAGGGAUCCUGCACCACCCAGGCUGCUGGGAUGGAGACAAAACUUCAGCUUCAGGCACCCUGGGGGCUGCCCCGAAGCAGCCCUAAGCAUGGCCCUUUGGACCAUCAGCCCCCUGACAGUCCGGAGGGCGACGAGAUUGACAUCAUGGCCGGCGCUGAGGAGGCACUGGUACCUGCUGGCAUCACCUGCGUCAGGCCUGACCCCUCCUCGGAGUCUGAUGAAGAGGUGGACAUUCUGAACUAGUGGCCACCAGGCCUGGUCUAUAGCGGAGGGGAAGGGCGUCUAGCCUAUGGGAGCCAUCACAGCCAGCUGGCCACUGAGGUGUAGCUGCCAUAGCUGAGACUGACUGUGGGAAGCUGCUAGUAACAAAAUGAAUCAGGUUGUUGGAGUGGGGAGCUCUGCAAGUGGGGGACAGGGAUCAGUUGGAGGGCACAGCUGGGGUGAAGCCAGGAUGGAGGUGCAGCAUCCUUUCCCCUACCCUCCCAUUAAUUCUGGGAUGGGACUGAGUCAUACACAGGGAGGUCACUGAGAUUUAAACCAAUGCGCUGGUCACUCGAUGACGCAGUAGGUCUGAGAACGGGGUGGCCCCAGUGUUACCUACUUUGUUGUUGGAGCUCUGCUGACCUCUGUGGUUAAAUAAUCUUAACGCUGCUUCAGUUCUGCUGAGCAGCCUGUGUUUAGAGGAGAGGAGGCUGGAAAGAGAACAGCCCUUCCCAGUCAUCUGGAGCUUCCCCUAUGCCUGUGCUGGGACAGAGGGCUGCACAUGUUGAAGAAGCCUUUCCUGCUGUCACAGCCACUGAUAUUUUGCUGAUGUACAAGGUAGAGAUGUGUGGGUGCAGAGAAAGAAGGGAAUGAAUGGGCCCAGCAUGGAUGAAAUGGUGGAAAUAUCAACUGGGGGUGGUAGCCUGCACCCCUGCAUGUUGUAGAGUCUCUUUAAAGGUGAUGCUAACAGUACUCUCUCACAGGUGCUGUCAGCUCACACUCCCACCUCCCAGUGCUGGGACCCAGGACAGGCCUUGCCUAAUUGUCUUAAGUUUCUUUCCUGCUCCCGUUGUGCAUUUAGCUUAAGCGUUUUCCUCUACAUUUAUGUGCAUAAACAUCUUAACCUUCCUAAACCUGGCCCUGGGGACACAGAUGCUGGUGGAGCACCAUUAGGAGCUCCUAAGGCUGCAGCCAGGACUCUAGUUUUGCAAAAUAUCUGGCCAGCAGUGGUACCAGCCUACCUGCCUCAGCUAUGGAGUCAUGGCUAUCUCAGGAGCAAACUCCACUCCUGCCUGGCAAUGCAAUAGCACAAGCCACCGUCCCUCAUUUCCCAUUAUCACACUGCUGCCCCAUUAACCUGUUGUGCAUCUCAUCCAGAGUUGAUGGUCUCCUUUUAUGAUCCAGCUGCCCUCCACAGCACAUGUAUCCCUCCACUGACAAAGAACACCAGCUCCAUAGUUACUUAGUCCUCAUCUUCAUGUAUCACUGUCCUAAUGAGAACAUCUGUUACCCUUAACAUCCACAUGUAUUUUCACCCCCCUCCCCCUCUUGGGAACCAUGUGAGCUUUGUGCCAUGCUCCCUCCACUUCUCUCACUGCAGGGAUUCGCCCCUGCUCCAGCAGCCCCUUUGGCAAUGGAAAAAUACAGGUGAAAGCAAGGACAGCCUGGAGUGUGAGAGGGUGGGGCUUGUUUGAAAUAAAGAGUUUGUUGGA